UUGGAAUCACACACUCUCAAGUCCCAAGCGAGGCGAAGCAAAUAGUAAACUCUGUUUCCCCUGCGUUUUCCCCUGCUCCUGCAAGUCGUCCACACUCAUCUUCUCUUGGUCUGUUGCGGGCUGAAGUUGAGACUGGUAGGCAUCGUCAGAUCGGAUGGCGGCAUGGCCGGUGGGACUCAGAUUCGAGCCGACCGAGGACGAACUCGUCGAUCAUCACCUUAGAGGGAAGCUCAAGGGAAAACUGGAAGCAUUCUGCCUCAUCCCAGAGCUCUACAUCUACAGUUGCGAGCCUCCGGAUCUGUUCAUUUCAUACAAUGAAUUAUCGGCUAUACCGUCAGACGGACGGGAGUGCUUCUUCUUCUGUCCUUGCGGGGACAAAAUUCCAAAUAAUCGUCGUUCGAAUAACAGGAUGACAGAAUUGGGAUUUUGGAAAGAUACCUGUAAGAAACGCGUUAUACGAUCCCUGGUCACCGGCAAGCAAAUAGGGAUCAGGAAGAUUUUGGUUUACUAUGAGGGUCGACAACCGAAAGGCCGCAAGACCGAUGUGGUCAUGCAUGAAUAUCACCUAAACUCAAGUGUCUCCGACAGUAAAAUCUCCGGCCAGACGGCCUUUGUUCUCUGUCACAUAAUCGACAGGAAACGCAAGAAAGCGAGGUCAGCAAAGGCGUGUGCUUCGGCCAGUUCAAGCACCAUCAGUACUCCUAAUGACUCCGGAAAUGGACGAUCCGACGAAGUUAGUACAGAGGUAUCUGAGGAAGUAACGAUCGAAACCCAAAAUCAGAACGAGAUAUUGAUUUCCAGCAUGCCAGACGAUAAUGGGCCAAUUAUCCCUCAGCAGGACCAUAUGCACGAAGAGCAAAGCCCUCUUUAUGAUGGUUGUCCGUUUAUAGAUGGGCAUAGUGACGAAUUGUAUGAUCUGCUAUAUUCCCCGAGCAACGGUAUGGAGAUCUUGGACCUCUGGAAUAUCCCUACGGAUGAACUAGUAUGCCAAAGUUUCCUUCCUGGAGAAGAAUACGAUGGACUUACUUUUACCUAGUUACCAUGUUGUUGACAUAAGAGGGAUGGGAGAUGGGUGUGCUGUAAAAACUGUAGUUGGGUGAGUGGAGAUUGUGUGUGUAUGGUACAAACUAUGUAGUGCUGCUUAUAACAGUCAGGUUGUAAAAGUAUGGAUACAUCAAUAUUAUGUUUUGUACUGGUUGCAGUGUGAGUGAAGGAAAACCAUUUUGUGCUGGUUGCAAA
Eucalyptus grandis is the source of this 1239-nucleotide messenger RNA. RefSeq names its product protein NTM1-like 9. Gene Ontology annotation, biological process: regulation of DNA-templated transcription. Gene Ontology annotation, molecular function: DNA binding. The coding region runs from base 155 to 1036 and encodes 293 amino acids. The record is from RefSeq and is a predicted model, not a curated record. Lineage: Eukaryota; Viridiplantae; Streptophyta; Magnoliopsida; Myrtales; Myrtaceae. The transcript has 4 exons.